AUGUCUGCAUUGCGCAAAAUAGUUUGGUUUUCAAUGGUGUCUUUAUUUUCCCCAGUUGGAAUUUUGGGGAGAAAUGUUAAACUCACAAAUAUCGCUUGCAGAUCAUUGGACCCACAAGUAGGAGUGUUUAAAAAGUGUUUUUUGAAAGCUGUGCAGCGUGAUGUAACCGAAAUGAACGUUUAUUACAGAGUGGACUCAAAGCCAAUUACCAAUGCCUCGCUAAAAUUAAGCAUUUCUAAGCGUGGUGGAGCCACCCAAAAAGCUCUCUAUCAAUACAAGGUGGAUGCCUGUGAAUUCAUGCGAAAUACCCGACGUAAUCCAUUGGCAGAUAUUUUCUAUACAUUUUUCGAAUUAAGGAAAUAUUCCAACUUGAAUCAUACCUGUCCGUUCAAUCACGACUUGAUUAUAAAUCGUUGCCGUUUGAAUGUUCAACCUUUGAGCAUACUUCCCAUAGCACCGGGGGACUAUAAGAUCUUGACCGUUUGGUAUAAGGAUGAGAAGCCAGCGGCAAAUAUUGAUGUUGUAAUCAAAGUGAAUUAA
Molecule: messenger RNA, 540 nt
Organism: Stomoxys calcitrans (stable fly)
Lineage: Eukaryota; Metazoa; Arthropoda; Insecta; Diptera; Muscidae
Exons: 4
Coding region: 1-540 (179 amino acids)
Source: RefSeq, a predicted model, not a curated record